This is a messenger RNA of Chrysochloris asiatica (Cape golden mole), 1458 nucleotides long. Its product is annotated as asparagine--tRNA ligase, cytoplasmic-like. Gene Ontology annotation, molecular function: asparagine-tRNA ligase activity; nucleic acid binding; ATP binding. Lineage: Eukaryota; Metazoa; Chordata; Mammalia; Afrosoricida; Chrysochloridae. Gene Ontology annotation, cellular component: cytoplasm. The record is from RefSeq and is a predicted model, not a curated record. The coding region runs from base 1 to 1458 and encodes 485 amino acids. Gene Ontology annotation, biological process: asparaginyl-tRNA aminoacylation. The transcript has 14 exons.
AUGCCCUUGGAGGUGACCAGGAUAACCGCAGGGAUGGUGUUAGAGGAGCUUUAUGUCUCAGAUCGAGAGGGAAAUGAUGCAACUGGUGAUGGAACCCAGGAGAAACCUUUCAAAACAGGUCUAAAGGCUUUGAUGACAGUAGGAAAAGAGCCAUUUCCUACCAUUUACGUAGAUUCACAAAAAGAAAAUGAGAGGUGGGAUGUUAUUUCUAAAUCACAGAUGAAAAACAUUACAAAACUGUGGCACAGAGAACAAAUGAAGAGUGAAUCUCGGGAAAAGAAAGAUGCAGAAGACAAUUUGCGAAGAGAAAAAAACCUGGAGGAGGCAAAGAAGAUUAUCAUUAAAAAUGACCCCAGUCUUCCAGAGCCCAAAUCUGUGAAGAUCAACAUGUUAGAAGCUCACAGAGGCCAAAGGGUGAAGGUGUUUGGCUGGGUCCACAGGCUGCGAAGGCAAGGAAAGAAUUUGAUGUUCCUGGUGUUGCGGGAUGGGACUGGCUAUCUCCAGUGUGUUCUGUCGGAUGAGCUGUGUCAGUGUUACAAUGGGAUGGUCCUGUCCACCGAGAGCAGCGUCGCAGUGUAUGGAAUGCUGACUCUCACCCCAAAAGGCAAGCAGGUUACCCCUCCAACAUUAGUGCAAACGCAGGUAGAAGGAGGUGCCACGCUCUUCAAGCUGGACUAUUUUGGGGAAGAGGCGUUCCUGACACAGUCCUCGCAGUUGUACCUGGAGACCUGCCUCCCUGCGCUCGGGGACGUGUUUUGCCUGGCACAGUCGUACAGGGCUGAGCAGUCCCGGACACGAAGGCAUCUGGCAGAGUACACCCAUGUUGAAGCCGAGUGUCCUUUCCUGACCUUUGAGGAGCUCCUGAACCGAUUGGAGGACUUGGUUUGUGACGUGGUGGACAGAGUCUUGAAAUCCCCUGCAGCCAGCAUAGUGUAUGAACUGAAUCCGAACUUCAAGCCCCCCAAGCGGCCUUUUAAACGGAUGAACUAUUCAGAUGCCAUAGUGUGGUUAAAAGAACACGAUAUAAAGAAAGAAGAUGGGACUUUCUAUGAAUUCGGAGACGAUAUCCCCGAAGCUCCUGAGAGACUGAUGACAGACACCAUUAAUGAGCCAAUCUUGCUGUGUCGAUUUCCGGUGGAGAUCAAGUCCUUUUAUAUGCAGCGCUGUCCUGAGGAUUCACGCCUUACUGAGUCGGUGGACGUGCUGAUGCCUAAUGUGGGUGAGAUUGUGGGAGGCUCCAUGCGUAUCUGGGACAGCGACGAGAUGCUGGCAGGCUACAAAAGGGAAGGCAUUGACCCCACUCCCUACUACUGGUAUACAGAUCAGAGAAAAUAUGGUACCUGUCCUCAUGGAGGGUAUGGCUUGGGCUUGGAACGAUUCUUAACGUGGCUUCUCAAUAGGUACCACAUCCGAGACGUGUGUUUAUAUCCUCGAUUUGUGCAGCGCUGCAAGCCAUAG